Molecule: messenger RNA, 3832 nt
Organism: Ictidomys tridecemlineatus (thirteen-lined ground squirrel)
Lineage: Eukaryota; Metazoa; Chordata; Mammalia; Rodentia; Sciuridae
Source: RefSeq, a predicted model, not a curated record
GCCCGCCCGGGGGAUGCCCGUCGCGCUGCUGGCCCUGGCCAUGUCGUCCUCCUUCUUCAACCCCAGCUUUGCCUUCAGCUCGCACUUCGACCCCGACGGAGCCCCGCUCAGUGAGCUCUCCUGGUCAUCGUCCCUUGCUGUGGUGGCUGUGUCCUUCUCGGGACUCUUCACUGUCAUUGUCCUCAUGCUGGCCUGCUUGUGCUGCAAGAAGGGUGGCAUUGGGUUCAAGGAGUUUGAGAAUGCCGAGGGGGACGAGUGUGUGGCCCACAGCUCAGCGCAGGGCUCCCCGGCCGCAGCAGCGCAGAACGGGCCUGAUGUAUACGUCCUGCCCCUCACCGAGGUCUCCCUGCCCAUGGCCAAGCAGCCCGGCCGCUCAGUGCAGCUGCUCAAGUCCACGGACCUGGGUCGGCACAGCCUCCUGUACCUGAAGGAGAUCGGCCACGGCUGGUUUGGGAAGGUGUUCCUGGGCGAGGUGCACUCGGGUGUCAGCAGCACCCAGGUGGUGGUGAAGGAGCUGAAGGCCAGUGCCAGCGUGCAGGAGCAGAUGCAGUUCCUGGAGGAGGCGCAGCCCUACAGGGCCUUGCAGCACAGCAACCUGCUCCAGUGCCUGGCCCAGUGCGCUGAGGUGACGCCCUACCUGCUGGUGAUGGAGCUCUGCCCGCUGGGGGAUCUCAAGGGCUACCUGCGGAGCUGCCGGGUGCCCGAGUCCAUGGCGCCCGACCCCCUGACCUUGCAGCGCAUGGCCUGUGAGGUAGCCUGCGGUGUCCUGCACCUGCAUCGCAACAACUAUGUGCACAGCGACCUGGCCCUGCGAAGCUGCCUGCUCACAGCUGACCUGGCGGUAAAGAUUGGCGACUACGGCCUGUCUCACUGCAAGUACAGGGAAGACUACUUCGUGACCGCUGACCAGCUGUGGGUGCCGCUGCGCUGGAUCGCACCGGAGCUGGUGGAUGAGGUGCAUGGCAACCUGCUCGUGGUAGAUCAGACCAAGACCAGCAAUGUGUGGUCCCUGGGUGUGACCAUCUGGGAGCUCUUCGAGUUGGGUGCACAGCCUUACCCCCACCACUCAGACCGGCAGGUGCUGGCUUAUGCUGUCCGGGAGCAGCAGCUCAAGUUACCCAAGCCCCAGUUGCAGCUGACCUUGUCUGACCGCUGGUACGAGGUGAUGCAGUUCUGCUGGCUGCAGCCGGAGCAGCGGCCCACGGCCGAGGAGGUGCAUCUGCUGCUGUCCUACCUGUGCGCUAAGGGCACCACGGAAGCCGAGGAGGAGUUUGAGCGGCGCUGGCGCUCACUGCGGCCAGGCGGCGGCGGCGUGGGCCCAGGGAUGGGCGCAGCGGGCCCCGCGCUGAGCGGCGCCCCAGAGCUGGCUGCCACCUCGUCCUUCCCGCUACUGGAGCAGUUCGCAGGCGACGGCUUCCACGCGGACGGCGACGACGUGCUGACAGUGACCGAGACCAGCCGCGGCCUCAACUUUGAGUACAAAUGGGAGGCAGGUCGCGGCGCCGACGCCUUCCGGCCGACGGGGGGCGCUCCGAGCCCGGGCCGCGCCGCGCGCCUGCAGGAGCUGUGUGCCCCCGACGGAGCGCCGCCAGGCGUGGUGCCCGUGCUCAGCGCGCACAGCCCCUCUCUGGGCAGCGAGUACUUCAUUCGCCUGGAGGAGGCCGCGCCUGCCGCGGGCCACGAUCCCGAUUGUUCUGACUGUGCGCCCAGCCCCCCCGCUGCUGCGGACCAAGACGACGACUCCGACGGUAGCACCGCUGCCUCGCUGGCCAUGGAGCCGCUGCUGGGCCACGCACCACCAGCCGAUGGCCCCAGGGGCCGCUGCAGCCGCUACCAGAACAGCAGCCGAGCUGGGGAUCCGCCCUCCCCGUCACGUUCACUCUCUCCUGGGCCCUCCAUGCUAGCAGAGGAUGCAGACUGGGGUGUAUCCGCUUUUUGCCCUCCAUUCUUCCAGGACCCACUGGGGGCAUCCCCCUCGGCGAGCUCCAGGGCCCAGCCAUCCCCUGGUGGGGAGGAGCUGGGGGAGGCUGAGGCACAAAGGGCUGCCCAGCGUGGACACUGGAGCUCCAACGUGUCAGCCAACAACAACAGUGGCAGCCGUGACCCAGAUUCCUGGGACCCAGGCUAUGUGGGCAGCUGCGCAGACCACUGCCCCAGCCCAAACCAGACCCCACGAGCCUCCCCUGAGCUGGGCCAACCCCUGGACCAGGAGGACCCCAGGGAGCCUCUGCUUGGGCCACAGACAGCCUCCCUGGGCCAGGAGCCAGGUGGAUGCAUCAGCCCACCCCAUCCAUGCCAGGUCACAUCCCCCUGCACAGAGACUGCUGUAAAUGGGGGUGACAACCCUCAGGCAGAACCCAAGCUUGCCCUGGAGGCUGAGGGCUCUGCUGGACCCCAACUGCCUCUUCCUUCCAUCCCCUCCCCAUCCCACGAGGGAGCCCCACUUCCUUCAGAGGAGGCCAGCGCCCCUGAUGCCCUGCCUGCCUCACCCACACCUGCUACCAGUGGCCAGGUGACAGUUCUCAAGCCAGUCCCAACUCUGGACAGCAGCAGUAACUCUGCCGCCCAGAAGGCACCCCGUGGUGAGGAGGAAGCCACUUUGGGUGUCUUUACUGACUUGUCUAGUGGUGGCCCUCAGGCUGAGAGGCCAGGUGUAGUGCCAGCCUUCCGAUCUUCGCAGACGCAGGUGGGGACCCCCGACUCCCUGGACUCUCUGGACAUCCCGUCCUCGGCCAGUGAUGGUGGCUGUGAGGUCUCCAGCCCAUCAGCCGCUGGCAUCCCUGCUGGGCAGCCCCGGGCCCUGGACAGUGGCUAUGACACUGAGAACUAUGAGUCCCCUGAGUUUGUGCUCAAGGAGGCCCAUGAGUCGAGUGAUCCUGGGGCCUUUGGGGAGCUGGCCUCCGAAGGGGGGAGUGGAGGGCCUGAUGUGCAGCUCUCGGCUUCCCUGGGAGGCCUCAGCGAGAAGAACCCCUACAGAGACUCUGCGUACUUCUCAGACCUGGAUGCUGAGUCUGAGCCCUCUGUGGGCCCCCAGAAGUGCAGUGAGGCCCAGGCCCUGGGGCUAGAGCCAGACCUUAAGAGUCCACAGGGUCCUGGGCCAUCUGUACAGGCUUCUCCCCAGCCUGGGGUGCUCCAGGAGGCACCGGGCACUGGCCACCAGGAGGCGCUUUCACCUGCGGAGGAGCCAGAUGCCUGCUCCAGUAAUCCCAAGGCAGAGCCUCCUGGGUCCAAAGGUCCAUCAGAUGUGCAGACCGUGCCCAGUAACAGCCACUCCAAAUUUUUCCUGCUGACCCCAGUCCCACUGAGCUCAGAAGGUGAAGGAGCAGAGCUUCAGAGGACCCCAGGACUGCCAGGGAGGUCCCCACAAGGGCGGACAGGGGGCUCGGGCACCUCCAGAACCCCGCUCUGCUUGGCACUGCCUGACCAUGUUGGGGCAUCGGAGGGCCGGUCGGAGGAGGAGGAGGAGGACAGUGAAGACAGCGACGAGUCGGACGAAGAGCUCCGCUGCUACAGCAUCCAGGAGCCCAGCGAGGACAGUGAGGACGAGUCCCCAGCUGUGCCAGUGGUGGUGGCUGAGAGCCAGAGCGCGCGCAACCUGCGCAGCCUGCUCAAGAUGCCCAGCCUACUGUCAGAGGCCUUCUGCGAAGACCUGGAGCGCAAGAAGAAAGCUGUGUCCUUCUUCGACGAUGUCACCGUCUACCUCUUUGACCAGGAGAGUCCCACCCGGGAGCUCGGAGAGCCCUUCCCCGGCGCGAAGGAGUCGCCUCCCGCGUUUCUGGAGGGUAGCCCCGGCUCGCCCAGCGCCCCCGGACGGCCGCGGCGGGAUGACCGC